This is a messenger RNA of Penaeus chinensis, 2060 nucleotides long. RefSeq names its product LETM1 domain-containing protein 1-like. Gene Ontology annotation, biological process: intracellular monoatomic cation homeostasis. Gene Ontology annotation, cellular component: mitochondrial inner membrane. The record is from RefSeq and is a predicted model, not a curated record. Gene Ontology annotation, molecular function: ribosome binding. Lineage: Eukaryota; Metazoa; Arthropoda; Malacostraca; Decapoda; Penaeidae.
ACAGUCAUUGCAAAUAGGAUACAACACGCGGAUUAAAAAAACGUACAAACAACUAAAACCCAUAUCCAACCAGGCAAAAUAAAGACGAGCGUUUAGUGAUCCCUUGGAAACCGCGGUAAACAAGGAUCAGCUGACCGACCACGACUCCCCUGCCUUCGGACGGCGACGGGCCCGGGCGAUGGCGGCCUUAAAUCCGUGUCUUUUCUACCGCUUCCCCCUUCGAUACAGGGAUCAAAUAUGGAAAAUGCAUACCCAACAUUGUCCAUGUGUCUUUAGAGGAGUGUUGUGGAGAGGGAUUCACCAUGGACCACACAUUCAGGGAGGUGCCAGGCAAAAAUAUGGAAUAUACAGAGUGCCAGAUAAUCAGAGUGUGUGUCCCCCUAGUCAGAGCAGUUCAUACACAUGUUCAUCGUAUUUCUGGCAUCGAGUCAGAAUGCGAAAAUCGGCUUUGUGUGUUCCGUACCAAAGCCUCCACUUGCAGACUGAAACAAAGUUGCUGUCUGUCACAGACAUAUCCACCACAGGAGUGAAAAAUAUGUCAGCUAGUCCAGACAGUAAAAAAAAACAAGAAGCCACAAGUGAGAAAGAGAGUGUAGUUGGUGCUGAACCAAGCCAAAGUGAAAAUGAUGAUAGUGUCAAAGCUGUGGACAUGCAAAUGAUAAAGACCUCACGGAAGCAGGUGAAUAAAGUUGGUAGUCAAAACAUACCCUCGAAAAUACUGCGAUACUUCUUAGGUCGGUACACAUGGUACUUGAAUAGAUUCCACCAAUCUUUAGAAAAUGAGAUGCCGGACACCUUCAAUAUGUUUCGCAUAUUUUCAGUUGGACUGAAGCAAUUCCUCAUUGAUUUCAAGGAUUUUAUGAUGGUCCUGGUGUAUUUAAGCGUUCCUGGCAGCACGCUAAGAAAUUGCACCCGUCGGGAGUUGGAGCUGUAUUACAACAUGCCAAGAGACAUGAUUAGAGUCUUUCCAAUACUUGCCUUAUCAUCUUUACCUUUAGGCCAAAAUCUUGCCUUCCCCAUAGGGUAUUGGUUUCCACGCCAUUUGCUGUGUCAUCACUUUUGGGACAUUAAGCAGCGUCAUGAGUUUGCCCUCAUGGACAUGAAGAAAAGGUUGUUCAAUUAUCGGCCCGUGUUCAGGUCCCUACAAGCUGCGCUGAAUACCAUAGAGGACAAGAGCAUGCGCGAAAAGUGUAGGGCUGCCUUCUACAAACUUGGCUCAGGUAUUCAUCCCACAGUUAGGGAGAUUGUGGAGCUGUUGCCUCUUUUCCAGGGAGCACCUUUCCACUUUAAGAAAAUGUAUUCAGUUCAUUUGAGAGGGCUACUGCGACUGCAUGGUAGGUCUGUUUACUUUCUGAAACGGAAGAGGCUAGAGGACUAUGCAAGGCAGCUGCAUUACCUUGAUUCCGCCAUUUCCAGAGAAGGGAUUGACUCGCUCUCGCACGAACAGUUGAAGCAUUGCCUUUUCAUGAGAGGUUUGAAUGCAGCAAACAUGAGCACCGAAGCCAUGACGGAAUACCUGAGAAACUGGCUCAAGGUGUCGCGAGAAAUCGACUCCUCAUCCUUUUCCCUCCUUCUGCAUCUGCCAAUUCUCAUGGCUUAUAAUCAGCCGACCAAUAUUGUUCUCAUUUAUUAAGGUGUGAGGGCGGACAGAUUUCUUUUACUAUGAUGCGUGACGUCCUGUGGUAACUUUUUUUUUCUUUUUUCCUGUUAUUGUUUGUUUAUUGUAUGAUGUGAAGACUGUUGGAGAUAUUCUUAGAAUUAUUAUUUUGUUAUUUCAUUUUUGGGAUAUCUGUAAUGCUUAAUCUUUUGUUUUUCUUCUUCAGAAAUUGGUUGUGUUUUUUUUAGAUGCAUUUAUGAAGAUAGAUGCCCUCUUUUAUGUGUGCUUUUCUUGCAUUUUGUUUUAUAAGUGUGUGGAUGUGAUUGUGAUAUUUGUAAAGGUUCUUCACUAAAUACUUUCUUACCUUUUUACUUUGCUUUUUUGCUUGUUUCUUCUUUCUUUGUUUUUGUAAAGGUUUCUUUUUUUUUUUUUUUUUUUUUUUAUCCAGUUUUACGUUUGUUUG